Aspergillus novofumigatus IBT 16806 is the source of this 886-nucleotide messenger RNA. RefSeq lists its product as uncharacterized. The coding region runs from base 236 to 886 and encodes 216 amino acids. Gene Ontology annotation, cellular component: cytoplasm; chromosome. Gene Ontology annotation, molecular function: 3'-5' DNA helicase activity; four-way junction helicase activity. NCBI's taxonomy places the organism in Eukaryota, Fungi, Ascomycota, Eurotiomycetes, Eurotiales, Aspergillaceae. The transcript has 3 exons. Gene Ontology annotation, biological process: double-strand break repair via homologous recombination. The record is from RefSeq and is a predicted model, not a curated record.
CGGCAUAUCGUGUGUGCCAUGGGAGAGCCGGCGGCCCCCCAAUGCUGCAUCCAUCAUGUUAGUGACGCCUGAAUCCGCGGUAAGCCCCGAUUUCCAGAUGUUUUUGAACCGGCUGCGGUGGACCCGGCGGUUAGACCAGAUCGUGAUCAAUGAAUGCCAUGUGGUGUUGAAUUCCCAACACAAUUUCUGGCCCCAGAUGGCUCAGCUGGGCCGGUUAGUCCAGGCCCACACCUAGAUGGUAUGGUUAACCGCCACGUUGCCCCCGAGCAUGGAGGCUGAAUUAUGCUGGUGGAUGAAGUAUGACCGGGCCGCCGUGACCAUAUACUGGGCCCGGACCAGCCGGCCGAACAUGGCAUACCAGGUGUGGCGGCCAGACAUGACUGGGGUGGGCCAGGGCCCAUAUCAAUGGAUUAAGAGUGAGGCGGUGGUGAUUAUAUAUGUAAAUAUCAUUGGGCAGGUGACGGCCAUGGCGCGGGUGCUUAGGUAUAAGGCAUAUUACAGCAAGCAGUUGGACAAGGCCAGGGUGCUGGCGCGGUUCAUAGGGGCCAGCCCUGUGAUUGCCGCCACCAGCGCAUUGGGCAUGGGGGACCCCCGGACGUUACUGGAUUACGCGCAGGAGAGUGGCCGGGCUAGGCGAGAUGGACAGCGCAGUGAGGCAAUCAUUAUCCAGCCAGCUAGGUGGGAAGCCCCAGCUCCAUGGAUGAAGGGCGUCGCCCCUGAGGACCAGGAGCGGGUUGCUGAGUAUAUAGGGGUGGUCGAAGGCAUUAGGUGCCGCCGGGUCGUAUUAGAUCAGUAUUUAGAUGGAGUGGUGAACGGGUAUCAGCAGCAGUAUUACCAGGAUUCAGAUCCCAGGGAGCAGAUAUAUGAUGGGUGUGAUCCCAAUUAG